CACACAACACGUGUGCGCCUGCGCAGUGAGGAUCAAGCAGGCUUGUCCUUCAGUAGCAGCUUUAGCUACAUCACCAGCUAGCCUUCAAUCAAGCUCCUUCUCUGCGCACCUGCAGUAACAGCAACGUUACGUUAAAGGAAAACAACACCUCUGUGGACCAUGGCUGCAAGGAUACUGCCCGUAGUGAAACUGAUCACCAAGGUGACCAUUGCAGGAGGAGCUCUCUACGUCGCCUAUGACUCUGGUCUGUUGGGAAGCAGUGAGCAGGGCUCAGUGGCCCUGGGGAAGGCCAAGGCAGCUAUACCCCCUGCCAUAGAGGAAUGGAUGAAGUACUUUGGCCUGGAGGCUCAGCUUCCAACCAUGCCUAAGAUUGAAUUCGCUCCUGUUCAGGCGUGGAACUCUGGGGUGCGGCAGUCAAUCUCAGCUCUUUCAGAGGCUCCAACAAAAGCAACUGGAUACACAAAUCAGGGUUUGCAGUACCUGAAAGACCUCACCAAGUGAACAGGAACUCUCUGGACAACCUGACAUUUAUCUAUCUUUUUGAGUUUUGCACUUGAGAAAUGACAUUACUUCUUCAAAAGUUGUAGCCCCUCCCAGGAGAGAAGAAACACCCAACACGAAAGAAAACAGACAAAAACAAGUUGUGAAAUUCAGCUGCAUGGAGUGCAGUCAUCUGAAUGGGUUCUGUGGUUCUCUAAAUUAUAGUGGCAUUGGUCGGGAGUUGUGUUGUACAUAAUGCUAGGAAGCAAAAUGUAAUUUUAAAGAAAGUUGUUCUUUCAUUUUGUGUAUACCACCAAAUUUAAAUUUUGUCAGUACUUUCUCCCCUUUGUUCUCAAACCACCCAAAUAAUGUUCUGAAGAGAAUGUCUGUUGUGUAUAUAUGCAGUUUCACCACUUGUGACUAAAUAAUACAUCAAUCUUAAAACACA
Molecule: messenger RNA, 928 nt
Organism: Sebastes umbrosus (honeycomb rockfish)
Lineage: Eukaryota; Metazoa; Chordata; Actinopteri; Perciformes; Sebastidae
Gene: micos13
Product: mitochondrial contact site and cristae organizing system subunit 13
Exons: 4
Coding region: 160-501 (113 amino acids)
Biological process (GO): cristae formation
Cellular component (GO): MICOS complex; mitochondrial crista junction
Source: RefSeq, a predicted model, not a curated record